This is a messenger RNA of Clarias gariepinus (North African catfish), 1330 nucleotides long. RefSeq names its product sphingomyelin synthase 2a (gene sgms2a). The transcript has 7 exons. Gene Ontology annotation, molecular function: ceramide cholinephosphotransferase activity; sphingomyelin synthase activity. The coding region runs from base 260 to 1306 and encodes 348 amino acids. The record is from RefSeq and is a predicted model, not a curated record. Gene Ontology annotation, cellular component: Golgi membrane; endoplasmic reticulum membrane. Lineage: Eukaryota; Metazoa; Chordata; Actinopteri; Siluriformes; Clariidae. Gene Ontology annotation, biological process: sphingomyelin biosynthetic process; ceramide biosynthetic process.
GCAGGAAAUGUGAGAGCACAAGCCUGGAGGCGAGACGCCCCAUCUCCUCGUCUGCUCCGAGCGCUGGACAAGUGGUGUUUCGGCUGCCGUACAGAAGGCCCGGGUUCGACUGUUUAUAGCUGCUCUAAUCUGGAGCGCCACACCUGAAACCUCGAAGCCUCAAGCCUUUCAUUUGCUGUAGUACCGUCGUGGGGAAGCAGCCACGCCUGAAGGAUCACAGCGUGUGUGUGUGAUUAGUGGAUAGCGUGUGGGGGCUCCCAUGGCGUCGGCAGACCACCAGUGCGAGAGACACCCCACAGGUGCCCACCCACACGUCCACCCGCAGUGCCCAGUCCACAGCCCCACAGCAGUGGAAGUAAAGAACACUGGCCUACGUAAGGGCUUGAGCAGACACAGGGACUAUGUGAAGAUCUCGGUUCCUGAUGCCAAGGGCAAGCCUCCACCCUCUGAGUGGUGGAAGACGGUGCUUGCUUUCGUGUACGCUGCGUUCAACCUGGUGCUGACUACAGUGAUGAUUACAGUGGUGCAUGAAAGAGUUCCGGCAAAAGAGAGCACCCCGCCCCUGCCGGACAAGUUCUUCGACUAUGUGGACCGAGUGAAGUGGGCUUUCACUGUGACCGAGGUGAAUGGGAUGCUGCUGGUGGUGAUUUGGUCUAUACAAUGGAUCUUCCACAGAUACAGGUCCAUCUUAGGCAGGAGGUUCUUCUUCCUAAUGGGCACUUUGUACCUGUAUCGCUGUGUCACCAUGUACAUCACCACGCUGCCCGUGCCUGGCAUGCACAUGUCCUGUGCCCCAAAGCUCUAUGGAGACUCCCAGGCGAAACUCCAGCGAGUCCUGCAGCUGAUCUCUGGAGCCGGUCUGUCCAUCACCGGUUCUCACAUCAUGUGCGGUGACUUCCUGUACAGCGGCCACACGGUCAUGCUCACCCUCACCUACCUGUUCAUCAAAGAGUACUCGCCCCGGUCGUUCUGGUGGUAUCACCUGCUGUGCUGGCUCCUGGCCGCAGUGGGAGCGGUGUGUAUCCUCGUGGCUCAUGAACACUACAGUGUGGACGUGGUGGUGGCGUACUACAUCACUUCACGCCUCUUCUACUGGUACCACACCAUGGCCAACGUACAGGAUCUAAGGUGUUCGCCCAACAACUACCUCACGCACACCUGGUGGAACCCCAUCUUCAACUUGCUGGAGCGUAACGUGCAGACGCAAGUGCCUUGUUCGUUCUGCUGGCCGCUGACGUGGCCUCCAUCCUGCCUGAAGAACCCGUGUAAAAAGUACUCCAUGGUGCAGAGCGUUCGCGAGGAGUGAUGUCAUCUCCAUCUUCCCCUUUAU